ACUGAGUAAUAUUUCUGAAUUCCCUCACUCUAGUUAUUUGCAUCAACCACAAAAAUUGACAAAGUUUCUUAAAUUGUUCGUUCUUUGUUUGCAUUGUGAAUUUAUCGACUUGCUGGGAACAUGGUUGAUUUGGGUCUACCCGUGGCUAGUUGGUAUCGUGGUCUGUCGCUCGAUCAAAUGCAGGCGGCAGAUGACCUGGGAAUGGCACUUCAAUUCGAUAUCAGGUCCGUUCGGGAUUGCCUGCUGCGCCUCGGACUGAGUCCUUUGGUCAGGAACCGUGAGCUCGUCAGAAUUGUGCGGCUCAGUCGUGGCCAGAACCUGGCCUUUCUCUUCUUUCUCUUCCAGGAGCACUACGACACCGGCGGUUCCUGCGGAAAGUACACAGUUAAUGCACAACUCUUGCUCUCGGCCAUCGCCUAUCUGGAUUUGCCCGCAACUUUUCGAGCUCUAGAUAAAGUUCUACCUCUACACGGAAAUCUAUCCGGCGAAUCAAAAGUACCGAUGGAAGAUCAACAGAAUCGUUCUGAUCGGCCUACCAUCAUGAGUACGAAUUCUACGUGCCAUCCAGAAAAGGUAGAUGAAGAAAGACCUACGGAUCUCCCAGCUACAUUUAGAGCACUGAGCAGAGUUCUUUCCUCGCGGACAUCUCAAAAGAAAUCAUCGUCUUUUCGCAAAAGGAAAAAGAGUUCGAGACCCUACUUUCAGAAGCUACCACGUCCCAAGACUGUUCGUCGGUCCAAGCAGUAUCUGUCGGAAUCCCCGCUCUUGAGGAUUCAGAUUCCCAACGAAGUGGGGGAUCCGAAGGUGGAUGAGGAUCGAUGGUUCGCCGACUUUCAGUUGCAUCCCAUCCAGCGUACAGUCAAGGCAGUCAUCAACUACGAACUGUGCCACCUGUUCGACCACAUAGACGAGGUUGCUCCUGAUCCUGCACAGGAAGUGAGGGAUCUGUGCGAGUUCCAUGAGGAAACUCGAUCCCAGGAGCGAAAGGCGUUUCUGCAGGAGCAGCGACGACGCUAUUUGGAAAUGAUUGACUUGGAAGGGUCGGAAAAGCGGCUGACAAGGGAGAGGAUAACUUAUCACCUGAAUUGCGACGUGGACAAGUACCUUCUGAAGUUCGGAGACAAGGGCUGGAGUCCUGGUGUGCCUCCUUUCCGAAAAACCGGAUGUGUUGCUUGCAACGAAUUGGUGCAUGUCAGCUUGGAGACUCCUCCCCAGGUGCUUCUCCUCGAGGGAGAAUGGGGGCGUCUGUACGACAGAAGUGGUGCGAUGAUGCGACUCUGUGCUGGUGAGGAUGGCAAAAAGAAUGUUCUGACUAAGGAUAAGGUUUCCAAAGUCAAACCCAAAUAUUUUACGGCACCUGGAAACCAUAGGCCCUUCGCCUUCAACUAUGAACAAAUUUUUAAAAUCGGCAGCAAGCAAUAUUUGGACACACAUGAUGUCCUUCGGAACUCCUUGAUGAAUGCACUCACUGACGAAAAUCACGAGCAGCGGCAAGGAGUUGCUUUGGGUAUUAGGAGCAGUCACAUCAACGAAGCUGUCGCCCGUUGUGUAAGAAAAAUCUUCGAGAAGAGUUUGCUGGCGGUGCCGACUACGCCGACACCCAAGGUUUCCAGUGAACGCCUCGUCUACAAGCGCGAACGAAUCGAUCCCGAUGAUGACAAGUUCAUGGACCAAAUGCUAAGCGAUGGCUUCGAGGUCUUGCGUCGCGAUCCCAAACUGGUGCUGGCCAGCCUGCACAAUGGCCACCAAAUACCGGAGGUGCGGGAGUGGGCUUGUAGGAGAUUUGGCAAGCGAUAUGGCCCACAAACCAAUGCGGAAUUCGAAAGAUACAGGCUCAACAUGUGUAAAUUGUCGGAGAUGGAAAAGAAAUUGAUUCCGCUGUUGACCAAUAUAGAUCCGCUGAUAGUCAAACAAAAUCCCAUUCCGUAUGCACUCUUCAAGGAGAUCAUGGAAAAGUCGAACAAGUUUAAGAAGUCGUUUCGCGAGGAAGUCCUUCAGAUCAUCCUGAAGCAAUCCCGUCUCUGCUGGCAGGCGCAGCACAGCCUGCGCUUUGUCAACAGUUCCAGGAUUCGUCGCACCUUCUUUACCUAUCUGCCAAGUUCUACCAGGAGUAUAGAUCCCACCUUCAGCCAAUUCUUAGCUCAUAGAAAUGGCUAAACAGGCCUUAGAUCACAGCAGGAUUUUUUUGUAAGAGAAGGAUCUUACAUCAAUCAUUAAUAUUCAAUUGCUUGCAUAUCUAGCGCGUAGUGAUAAGUUCAAGACUAAAUUGAUAUGUUUUUAUACCUCUGAUUAUUUUUACCAUUUGACAUGUAGAGCUUCAGAAUAAAAGAUAAUGUAUAUGUUUGA
Messenger RNA from Drosophila yakuba, 2346 nucleotides. RefSeq lists its product as uncharacterized. NCBI's taxonomy places the organism in Eukaryota, Metazoa, Arthropoda, Insecta, Diptera, Drosophilidae. The record is from RefSeq and is a predicted model, not a curated record. The transcript is spliced from 3 exons. Bases 121 to 2157 code for a protein of 678 amino acids.